AUUUUACAUUGGCUGCAUGGGAUUUCCAUCGUGUCGCUCAGCUAUCUGGUUACCUAACUUUGUUUUGGAUGCUAGUGUUAGUGAUGUCAAAUGUGAAAAUUGUCAAGCCCAGCUGAUGAAUUUCAAAUUCAAGAUGGGUUCUGUACCUCCAAUGUUACCACUACAAUACACUGGAUGUGUCGCUGGUUGUGACAACUUGCUUUCGGAAUCCCUACAAAUUAACAAUUUUGGGGAGAAUAGAGGAGGAAACAAUUCUUUUGGAGAAGGUGGAGGGGGAGGGUCUGAAUUUGAGAGAAACUCCAAUGUCAACUGCAAUUGUGGAAAACCUGCUAAAAUGUUGACGGUAAAUAAAGAUGGCCCCAAUAAAGGUCGGACAUUUUAUGCCUGCACCAAUCCCAGAGAUCAAAGCUGUAACUUUUUUCAGUGGGGAGAUGAAAUCACGGAGGCUGGCAAUAACAGAACUGCUCCACCGUUUAGGUCUGAUGCUCCAAGCUCUCAGCGAGUUCCCUUGGUAACAGUUCAGCCAUUCAAUAGACAGACAAACAAUGAAGACAAUGGACAGGACAUUGUGUGUAACUGUGGGACGAGUGCAAUCCUCCUAACUGUCAGAAAGGAGGGCCCCAAUCAAGGGAGACAGUUCUACAAAUGUGGAGGAUCCAAUUGUAACUUCUUCCUGUGGGCAGACCAAUCUCAGGACCAAUCAUUGGAUAACAACAGGAGGCCCCCAGGAGGGGCAGGAUGGGGGUUUAAUAAUCAGAGUUCAGACAUGGAGAUGAAUUGCAAUUGUGGAACACCAGCUAGACUGUUAAGAGUGGUUAAAGAUGGACCUAACAAGGACCGAGAAUUUUUCUCCUGUUCCAAACCUAGAGGCCAAGGCUGUGAUUUCUUCCAGUGGGCAGAUAUUACCAAUGAAAACAGAAGUGAUAGUGGAGGUUUAGGUGGUACAGGGUUUCAGGCUGGUGGAAAUUCAGAUGUGUGUUGUAAUUGUGGAAAUCCAGCCAAAAUGUUAACAGUGAAUAAGGAGGGCCCCAAUAAAGGUCGUACAUUUUAUGCCUGUGCCAAACCACGAGAACAGAGCUGUAAAUUCUUCCAGUGGGGAGACGAAAAUCCAGAGGGAGGCAACACAGGCUCCUGUAAGUCACUGAGCCAUAUAAUGUAUAUGUAA
Molecule: messenger RNA, 1165 nt
Organism: Saccostrea cuccullata (small rock oyster)
Lineage: Eukaryota; Metazoa; Mollusca; Bivalvia; Ostreida; Ostreidae
Product: DNA topoisomerase 3-alpha-like
Exons: 13
Molecular function (GO): zinc ion binding
Source: RefSeq, a predicted model, not a curated record